Messenger RNA from Hyalella azteca, 3561 nucleotides. RefSeq lists its product as uncharacterized. Bases 1 to 3561 code for a protein of 1186 amino acids. The transcript is spliced from 5 exons. The record is from RefSeq and is a predicted model, not a curated record. NCBI's taxonomy places the organism in Eukaryota, Metazoa, Arthropoda, Malacostraca, Amphipoda, Hyalellidae.
AUGACGCUCACCAACUCAUUCACGAAGACGAGCAGCAGCAACAACGUCGUUGGCAUCGUGAACAGCAGUUACUGUAACAACUUCCGCAGUCACUGUUACAGCGAUAGAGACGUGUUCUGCUCAACAGAUUCUGUGCUGCACAACUGCAUCCAUCAUCCAUUCAAUUGCAGGCCUGAGCUUAAAUGCUUGCAGUGCUCCCGAAAGAGUCAGAAAACUUCCAGUUCCAGCUGCGAGAGUUUGGCUUCAAGUCAUUCAUCGACAACGACUUCCUUACCACGUACCUCUUCGGAAGCUCCGGUGCUUCCAUGUGCCAGACCUCGCGAGAACGUUCUGCUUGUCCCAGUUGAAAUUCACUCCAAAGUCACGUCACGUUCUGAGGAACAUGAAGUUAGAUCUGUUGUCAUGAAUGUUAGUGACCGAGAAACUCCAUCUUCUCAAGAGGUGUUUGGAGAAUCGAAUACAUUUACGCACUCGAUAGUUUUGCGCUCCAAGUUGAAAGACAACGAAUACCUUCCUCCGAAACAUUUACACAGAUCGAAAAGUGAGAAAAUUCGCAAGCCUCUUGAUGAAAUUUCUCCAUCAUCUACUAGCACCUAUUCAUUUUCUAGUCACCAUAUGCUUUCUGAUAAUAUCACAAGCAUUUACAUCAGUGGGAGCCAAAAAUGCCACAACAACGUAGUUCGGUGUAACACCGACGGAUCUUUCCCGUCACUAAAUGAACGAAUUCAUUCCGUCCUUCGCGGGUGUCAGUCAGCGGAUUCAUUUUGCCCCUCGUUGGACCAAAGGACGAUUGAAGAAAUCACGGAAGUUUCUCCUAGUGAACCAGACAAGCCACAAGGUUCGCUGAAUACUUUAAGAAUCGAAAUUGAUGACGUAAAUUCAAUAGUUGAGAGCAAGCAGCAAAAUCAAGUCAAAAAUGAAAUAGUCGAUCGUCCUAAGAGAGUUGACACAAGCAGUGCUCCACCAGAAAAUUCUACCCGAGAUGAACGACUGAGGAAAGCGAAUUUCCUCGUGAGGAAUCACAGCGAACUUAGUUUCGAGUUUUUAGAUACAUCGAAAAACCCAGAUCGAAAACACUUGAGCAUGUCUACCUCUUUGCCAACGCAUGGAUCUGCAGGGACAGACGCCUCCAAGAAAUGGAGCGGUUUACGUGGCAUUGUCAUCACUGAUGAGAACCUCGUCAAUAGAAUUCCUGUGUUCAUAUCUCCUUAUACGUGUGAUACGCCACAGCGGUUGGUGUCCAAAGUUCAGCUUAGAUUUUCUGAAGUUGAUGCAGGAUUCCUCUCUGUGCCUGACACACAAUUGCGACGCAGAAAGAAAAGAACUCGCAAGUCCAAGUCCGUUGAGAGGCUAGGGGCGCGCGAGCCCCAAAAUAUGGCUCUCGCAAAACGCCGGCUUUCGAGGAGCUGCUGCGAACUACUAGUACCUGAUAAGGACUUUUCUGCUGAAUAUGAGCGAGCCAAGAAUGAUAAUUCUCCAACCAUCGCUCAAAUCCACGAUUUUCGUCAAUCCGUCAUAGAAUCCAAGAAAUUGGCGUGUAGUAAUAUCUGUUUACUGAACAAGAAUGACUUAGAUCAUUUUGCAAACAGCAAGACGCAACAAGCCGUUACCCAGAUUGACAAAUCCAGUGAAAAUUCAAACAAAAGCAAGUCUUUCAGUGCAUUAGCAAAUAGAUUUAUUUUAGAUCGACUAUCUUUUAGGAAUAGCUUAUUACGCUUCCAUUCGUCCGGUGACCUGGUGCCUUCUAGUCAAAACAAACAGCGGAACUUGGCUGAAAGAUCAAGAAAAAAAUCCAACACUCUUCCUAACAACUUGUUCAAAAGUAGAGAAUAUGGCUGGGAAGAUACGAAGACCAAACAUCUGAAGAUAAAUUUACAGCUAAAGAAGAACAGAACUAAAGAUAUUUACAGUGAAUACUUCAAAGAAUCUAGUCAUAGAGAUGUAAAUUUCCGAGCCAAAGGAACGGGUACAAUCAUCAAUACAUCUUUCUCCAAGUAUGUCAGCAAAUUCUUCUCUUUCCAAAAGGAUGAAAAUUCAACUAAGAAUUCCUCUGCCGCGAACGAUGCAAUAUUGUGGGAAAUCAACUCCGCGACUCCGUUCGGGAAGCAUACUUGGUCCUCUACAAACGACAAAACUAAAUCUGAUAACAAUUCUACGAACGUCGAUUUAAAAAAUAUCGUGAUUCCUCAGGCAACAUUCCAGUCAAGUUUGUUUAUCAACGAUUUGCUUAACGACCAGGACCAAUCGAUCAGUUAUCGAUCUAGUCUCGAAAAUAUUCGGUUGAUAAAGCCAACCGAUAAAGCUGCGAAAUCCACCAGCGCGUCUGCAACAUCCACUAACGCUGCUGCAACAUCCAUCAACAAUGAUACCACAUCCACCCAUACACCUCCUACGUUCACAAAUGCGGCGGCAACAUCCAGCAACCCAGCUACAAAAUCCACCCUAACGCAUACACCAGUAAAUUCAAUACAAAAUCUGAACGGUAGUGAGCAGACUAACAAUCCUACAACAAACUCGAGUGACAGCGUCUCGACGCCCCGUACCGUCACAAGGCGUGCCAAGCACGCCAGAAUUCUGGAGUCGGUCCCUCGCUUCUGGCGAGCUGGCAGGCAUAGAGUCCAGGCAGCCUCGGUCGUCACUGACAAUGUACUGCAGCAGCUGGUGGUCGCUGGAGAGCUCACGUGCAGCAAGGAAGACGCUGCGUCGCUGGCUUGCAUUCAACUGCGCAUCGAAGAAACUUGUAACCCCAACAACCCCUCACUAAAUAUCUAUGCCCCUCCCCAACAACCCCAGGCCACGUCCAGCACACCCUCGACAACCCCAUCCACAUCUCAGGCAGCCCCAGGCACCCUUGGGGUCCCUGGGGCUACCAUUCUGAAAAAAACGGUAUCAUCAGUUGCUUCAACCUCAUCGCAAGCGACAUGUGGGGUGAAGGUCACUCCAUCCACUCCCCACAUCACCACCACAGCCCCACCGAUGCUGGUGACGCCCCGAGGCAGCACCUCGACCCUCACGGGGACCGUCACUCCCCAUUUCGGCGCCCUGUCCCCACAGCAUCACCCCAACACUCCCGCGUGUCCGCCUUCCCCAUGUUUGUCAUCCCACCACAGCAUCCCCACCCUCCCCCCGCACCUGCAGCAGUCCAGCAGUAACCUGCUGCAGCAGGCGGGCAGCAGCAGCAACCUGCUGCAGCCUGCAGGUGCUGCAUUCAGCUUCGGUGCUCAGCUCACAGGCAGCUUGAGCAGCACGCUCACCAACACCAUCUCGCGCCGCUCCUUCUCAGCGGCCUCCCCCAGCUCCCACUGGCUCCACGUGCCUCCCUCCCCCCAGCCCCGGGGUAGCAUCCAACUAAGCAUCCCGCCGUCGCCCGACUCCACCCCUCCCCCCAGCCCCGGGCACGGUAGUAUCCAACUGAGCAUCCCGCCAUCGCCCGACUCCCGCCGCCACACCAUCGUCGGCACCACCGACGACGACGAGGCGUCCAUCGCCGCCGUCACCUUCGGGUGGUCGCCGUCCAAGAGGAUCUCGACUGCCUUCCCCUCGACGCUGCCUCCCUCCUGA